AUCAGUAAGAACCAUUUGUCUUAUUUUUGUUCCAUGUACAGGUAACUCCUCAACUCAGGCUGGACGUGAACGUCCCACAGCUCCCAGUUCAAUUGUUUCAAGAGUUCGCCGCGAUAUAACACUCGGAUGUUGGACCCUCCCUGGCUCAGGUCAAGGAACAGGGAAACAAUCAGAGAUAGAGAGAGAAAAUGCCAACAACUAUUAGCAAACAAGACCAAAAAGGAAAAGAAAAAAAGGAAGGGAGGAAACAAGGAAAACAAAGACCAGUAGGACUCCCUUUCCCAAGUUACAAGGCAAAGGAGCGUUUCGGAGUAAAGGAGAAAACCAAAGGGAAGAAAAAGCCCGGUCAUCUUGGUGUGCAAACAGUGAAUGCGAUCUGCUACCGAGGGCAAGAAUCGAUUCGUCCGUUUCAUCACGAGCUGACCGCCACCAAUGCACCACGCCGGGGCCUCAAGCAUCACCGUGCUCCUCCCUGCUCACCCCACUCCAAUUUUGCCAAACUCCACUCACCAAAACCCCCCUUGACAGCUCUCAUAUCCUCGAAUCUCAACAAAGCCCCGGAUGCGCUGGGGAAACCCAGACAGCUUCUGGAGGGCCUCGCCAGUUUGGACAGGUUUGUAAAUCCAUGAGAAACAGUUGCUCUCGACAGCUCAAAUCCAGAGAACGCGCAAAACCCAAGAGAGUUCGAGAAAUC
Cryphonectria parasitica EP155 is the source of this 694-nucleotide messenger RNA. RefSeq lists its product as uncharacterized. The transcript has a single exon. The record is from RefSeq and is a predicted model, not a curated record. The coding region runs from base 189 to 629 and encodes 146 amino acids. Lineage: Eukaryota; Fungi; Ascomycota; Sordariomycetes; Diaporthales; Cryphonectriaceae.